AUUUACUCAAUAACCAAAUAUGUUUGCUUCUCGUCGUAUUGCCGCCUCUAUCAUCCCACGCGUUGCUUUAAACGCUUCAGUACGUCCUGUACCUACAGCACGUAAAGCUUUUGCUACUACCAGCAUUGCUCGUUUCUUAAACACCAACACCAUCGAACAAAAGCGCGCUACCGUUCAACAUCCUGCUCCCCAAUGGUCUGCUACUUCUCUUGUGGAUGGUGAAUUCAAAGAAUUAGCUUUGUCAGACUACAAGGGAAAGUUCGUUGUCAUGGUCUUCUACCCUGCCGAUUUCACUUUUGUUUGUCCUACUGAACUUUUGGCCUUCAGUGAUCGUAUUGAGGAAUUCAAGCAAUUGGGUGCUGAAGUUGUUGGUGUUAGCGUAGACAAUGUUCACUCUCAUUUGGCCUGGACCAAUGUUCCCAGAAAGCAAGGUGGACUUGGAUCAAUCAACAUUCCUCUUGUUUCCGAUAUCAAAAAGGAGAUUUCCACCAACUACAACGUCUUAAUUCCUGAAGAGGGUUUGGCUCUUCGUGGUUUGUUCGUCAUUGAUCCCAAGGGUACUCUUCGUGUUUCUACUAUUCACGAUUUACCUAUUGGCCGCUCUGUUGAUGAGACUUUGAGAGUCAUUGAAGCCAUCAAAUUUGUUGAUGAGCACGGUGAAGUGUGUCCUGCUAACUGGACCAAGGGAGAAAAGACUAUCAAGCCUGACCCUAAGGGAUCUCAAGAAUACUUUAACAGUGCCAACUAAACUAGUACAUCAAAAAUGAAUAAAAAAUGUCAACCUGUUUUUCUUUAUUAAAAACAUAAU
Messenger RNA from Mucor mucedo, 808 nucleotides. RefSeq names its product thioredoxin-like protein. Gene Ontology annotation, molecular function: thioredoxin peroxidase activity. Gene Ontology annotation, biological process: cell redox homeostasis; cellular response to stress; response to oxidative stress. Bases 20 to 748 code for a protein of 242 amino acids. The transcript is spliced from 6 exons. Lineage: Eukaryota; Fungi; Mucoromycota; Mucoromycetes; Mucorales; Mucoraceae. The record is from RefSeq and is a predicted model, not a curated record. Gene Ontology annotation, cellular component: cytosol.